AUGCCGCAAUCGCCUACCCACACGAUGGAGGAAGCUCCAGAACACCGAGAUGUCUCCCAUACAAACAAUGCAACAUCAAAUAAAGAAAAACACCGUCCAAAGUCUCGGGGUUCGACGACGAGUCUGCAGUCCGUCGGUGUAGGAAGCGCUUUUCAACCGCCGUCGCUGCAGGAGCAACAGCGCGACGACCCGACAAUGCCGCUCGGUCAGAACGGCUUCUACGUGCAACAUGGUCAUCACCAAGCUGCUGCCAUGUACGGUCCCAAUGGCGAAGAGAUGCUCAUGCAUUAUCCGCAUAACAUGGCUGCCCACAUUCAACAACAACCCAUAGAUCCCUCGGCCGGCUUACCACAACACGAGAUGCGACCAAUGUCACAACAAGCAUUCCAGGAAAUGCAACACUUCCCUAUGCAAUACGCGCAUGGCCUACCAGCCUACGCCGUCGCUCCUCAGCAUAUGCAUCAUAUGCGUCAUCAUUCAGAACAGUUCGAGGGCUCUCCUGCGCCGGAAGACUCAAACACGGAAAAUGGUGGGGCGAAGCGAAGAAAGGGAACAGCAUCGAGUGUUGCCAAUGAUCAAGAGCUGCGACGUCUACUUGCGCAAUACCAGGGCAAGUCGUUGAAAGAGGUCGCCGCCGAGGUGCAAAGAAACGAAGGGUCUGGAGGCAAAUCUGAAAAAGCGAAACAAGUGUUCGCGAUGCUUUGGUGCGUGCUUCAAGAAAACUGUCAACGAUCCUCAAACUCGGUCCGUCGCGAUCGUGUGUUUACUCGAUACACCGAACGCUGCGGUAAUGAGCGCGUUCCCACCCUGAACCCCGCAUCGUUCGGAAAGCUCGUGCGAAUCAUCUUCCCUAAUGUACAGACGAGAAGACUAGGCGUUCGAGGCGAGUCAAAGUACCACUACGUGGAUCUGUCUCUGGUACUCGACGAGGAUGAUCGACAAUCUGAGAGACCUGGAACAGCAAACGGCAACCAUCAUGAAAGACAUUGUUCUCAUGCGGAAGCCAGCAAACUGUUCAAGACACAUGUUUCGCCUCCUAUUGAACGUCCUUUGUCUCGAGCUACCGUUGAGACGGCCGAAUUCCCGGCUCCCAGUGCUGGGUUCCUAACGCGGGAGACUGCCGAGCCUGAGGAGGUUGUACCAGAGCCCGCGAGGCCACAUAUCCAGAAAUUGGAUUGCAAAUACAUCAAUACCCCGACGAUCCGACUACCCAUCAAGACUCUGCCGACAAAUGUCGUUGCUGCCUUGCCUUCGAUCCGGCCUAACCUCCCUGCCAGUAUGGCCACUUACCUCGCUAUGCCGACUAUCGAUUCUCUCUCUCAGGUCUCAACCUCAUCGCAGGAGGCACCUAUUGAAUUUCCCGACAUCUUUGCUUAUCUGGAAGGGACGAACUAUGAUGUCUCAAUAGCCAAGGCACUGUUCCACCUCUAUCGUUCUUACUGUAUCGAUGUCAUCGAUGCCUUCCGCAAAUGCAAGGAGAAGCCAUUCUUCAACCAUCAUUCAGCGUUCAAUGGCAAGAUGACUGUGCCGGUAUCCAAACUGUUUUCCAUGGAAUGUCUGGCUCCUUGGAUUCAGGAAUGCGACAUGCGCAUGUACAAACAGAUUGUACGAUUCAUAGCUCCAUUAGCUGUGCAAAACGUGCCAGAUGUUGUGUGGAAUGUUUUCGACCGGAUAGGGUCGAGGCUGGUCAGUCAUCUUAUAUCGGCCUUUGAGGAAAAGUGCCCGGUUCACGUUGUCGUCGCCAAGACUGUCCCGGCAGCCAGAUUUGCCCACCUGCUAAAGAAGCUGAAGGGCGCCAAUGCUGCGACUCUGCAACUGAGCCGUAUGCUGGAGGAUCCGCAGCAACGAACGCAAAUGUGGCUCGACCUUAUGGCCAUGGUUGAUCCUGAGCGUUUACUGGAGGAGAGUAUGCCGCCUCCAGAAAGCCUGGAGAAGAUUCGGGGAGUAUUGAAGUACGAUAUGAGACCGCUAGUCUUCCCCGUUGACGGAGAGUUGGUACGGGCAGCCGAAGAUGAUACUACCAGCGCCUACGCAAACAUUCUCAAAGAAACCUCGGAUCGUGACGGCGGGCUCCUCCCGCCAGAUAGUGACGACCAACCCAGUCCCUUGUUGGAAAAAUGGAUCAACUGGUUGGAACGAUUACCCAAUUUGUUUGAAGGCCACCAUCCUCAAUGCAUGGUUGAUUGGCAUUCACGAUUCUGGAGUAGUGUGAUGAUGCAGAUGGGACAAAACGGAGCGCACAGUUAUCAGUCCUGGUGGUUCGUGGAGUCUUUCGCGACUCAAAUGUUGGGCUGGAUGACGCAAAUGGAAGGCUUGCUGAUGGAUGAAGAGAGCCAGAAGCUUGCGGAUGAACGCGAACAGGAGAAGAGUGCAGAGAUCCAGUUGCAUCUAGGUCCUUCCACUCAUGGAGUCAAGCGAAAGAGAGCCGAAGAAGACGUCGAGGGGGAUGAAAAGGCCGCGGCCGAAAUCGGCACACAUCAGCCCAAGAAACAGGAAAAGGCGACAAAGAGCUCGCCAAGUCUUCCACCGGCCAGGCGUGAAGAACAGACAACCCAGGAGGUGGACGAUGAUGAGACCGACGCAGAACUGGAUGAACUGCGUCGCGGAGGCCCUUUAGAUCUGCCUAGCUUUCACACCGGUCUGAGCAGUCCGGUCAAGCGGCAGCCUGGCCCCCAAGCUCAUGACGACAGUGGCAUUGAUCUUGGUUUGGACAUCGAUGCCGAGGCCGAAAAAGAGGCCAAGAAAUUCAACAAGAGAGAUUGGCUCCUCAGCAGUGAUCCCGUGGAUUCACCAAUCGGCCUGGGGGUGUUGGUAUGA
Molecule: messenger RNA, 2817 nt
Organism: Capronia coronata CBS 617.96
Lineage: Eukaryota; Fungi; Ascomycota; Eurotiomycetes; Chaetothyriales; Herpotrichiellaceae
Exons: 2
Coding region: 1-2817 (938 amino acids)
Biological process (GO): regulation of transcription by RNA polymerase II
Molecular function (GO): RNA polymerase II cis-regulatory region sequence-specific DNA binding; DNA-binding transcription factor activity, RNA polymerase II-specific
Source: RefSeq, a predicted model, not a curated record